Nicotiana attenuata is the source of this 2376-nucleotide messenger RNA. Its product is annotated as probable rhamnogalacturonate lyase B. Gene Ontology annotation, molecular function: catalytic activity; carbohydrate binding. Gene Ontology annotation, biological process: carbohydrate metabolic process. The coding region runs from base 140 to 2179 and encodes 679 amino acids. NCBI's taxonomy places the organism in Eukaryota, Viridiplantae, Streptophyta, Magnoliopsida, Solanales, Solanaceae. The transcript is spliced from 16 exons. The record is from RefSeq and is a predicted model, not a curated record.
CAAGUCAAAAAAACAAGACAAAAUACUAAAGAAUCCCAAGAAAAUUAUUCCUGAAAAAACCAUAGAACAUUUGCUUCUUGUCUUGCUUCUUCACACUCUAUACACAGGAAGUGAAAAAACUGGUUAGAAGGUGAGAAAAAUGAAGAAGAGAGAAUGGAGUUGUGUUCUUGGAUUGCUGGGCAUUUUUCUUCAGAUAUUUUUGUUGGCUGAAUCUGCAUUAACAAGAGAAAAAAUAAAUAAGAAAAACAGCCAAUUAGACGAGCAGUCUUUUCCACCAGUACAAUUGCUUAGAUUGGAAGAUUAUGUGGUGGUUAAUAAUGGAAUUUUCAACAUCACUUUCUCUAUUCCUGGAGGAAUGGUCACUGGAAUACAAUACAAUGGGAUUGAUAAUUUAUUGGAAGAUGAAAAUGAAGAUGAUAAUAGAGGGUAUUGGGAUAUUGUUUGGAACAAUCCAGACAAACCAGGAAUUUUUGACAAACUUCAUGCAACAGAUUUUAAUGUUAUUAUGGAAGAUGAAAAUCAAGUGGAGCUUUCAUUUACAAGGACUUGGGAUUCUUUAAAUAAUUCACAUCUUUCCAUGAAUAUUGACAAAAGGUUUAUAAUACUAAGAGGAAGUUCUGGAUUUUACUCUUACGGUAUUUUGGAACGUUUGGAAGGAUGGCCAAAUAUUGAUGUCUACCAAGGAAGAAUUGUCUUCAAGCUCAAAGAAGAGUUGUUCCAAUAUAUGGCAAUUUCAGAUGAACGGCAAAGGGUUAUGCCAACGGCCCAAGAUCGUGAAAUGGGCCAAAAACUUGAUUAUCCAGAAGCUGUUCUUCUUACAAACCCAACUAAUUCUUUCAUCAAAGGAGAGGUUGAUGACAAAUAUCAAUAUUCUUGUGAGAACAAGGAUAAUCGGGUCCAUGGGUGGAUAAGCCCAAAUCCACGAACCGGAUUUUGGAUGAUCACACCAACCGAUGAGUUCAGAACUGGUGGGCCUCUUAAACAAGACCUUACUUCUCAUACCGGCCCAGUAAACCUCAAUAUGUUUUUUAGUACACAUUAUGCUGGAGAGAGUUUGGGACUGAAAUUUAGAGAUGGAGAGCCCUGGAAAAAGGUGUUUGGCCCUGUUUUUACCUACCUAAACUCUCUUUCACCUGAUGAGCUAGACACUCUUACACUAUGGACCGACGCAAAAGAACAAAUGUUCAUAGAAACUGAAAAUUGGCCAUUUAAUUUUCCUCUAUCGGAGGAUUUUGUUCGAUCUGAUCAACGGGGUAUUGUAACUGGCAGAUUACUCGUUCAUGACAGCUAUGUAAGUGAUAAGCUUAUUACUGCAAACUCAGCUUUCAUUGGAUUAGCUGCUCCAGGAGAUGUUGGAUCAUGGCAAAUGGAAAACAAGGGUUAUCAGUUUUGGACUCAAACAGAUACCGAGGGCUAUUUUUUGAUUAAUAAUGUCAUCCCUGGAAAUUAUAGCUUGUAUGCUUGGAUCCCUGGAUUUAUUGGAGAUUACAUGUACGACGCAUACAUCAAUGUCACCCCAGGAUCAAGAACGAGAGUAGAAACUCUCGUAUACGAUGCCCCAAGAAAUGGUCCAACACUGUGGGAAAUAGGAAUUCCAGAAAGGACUGCUUCUGAAUUCUUCAUUCCUGAUGCACAACCAAGACUUCUGAACCAAUUAUAUGUUGUAAAUAAUGCAGAAAGGUUCAGGCAAUAUGGAUUAUGGGAUCGGUAUACAGAGAUAUACCCUGAUGAUGAUUUGGUUUUUACUGUUGGAUUUAGCAACUAUCAAACAGAUUGGUUCUUUGCUCAUGUCAAUCGAUAUAUUUACAAUGAUGAUGGAAACAAGACUUAUGUACCAACUACAUGGCAAGUUCUAUUUGAUCUGUAUGAUGUUGAUCAAUCAGCAAAUUAUACUCUUCAACUAGCAUUAGCCUCAGCAAAUGAUGCUGAACUUCAAGUUCAAUUUAAUGACCCAGACACAGAUGCUCCUUACUAUACAACAGGGUUAAUCGGCAAGGAUAACGCGAUAGCUAGACAUGGAAUUCAUGGAAUAUACUGGCUAUAUACUAUAAAUGUUCCUGGUUCUCUUCUUGAGUUUGGAACCAAUGUUAUGUAUCUCAAGCAAACUAGAAGUGAAAGACCUUGGAGAGGAAUUAUGUAUGAUUAUAUUCGUCUCGAAGGCCCUCCAGAAAGUUAUUAAUCCGGAGGAAUUAUUGAGCUUAAACUUAUAGAUGAAAUCGGAACGGGGAAAUUUUGGGGUUGUAGAUGUUGAUAGAAUUUGAAUGCUCAAGAAAAGUUGAUUGUGCCUAUUUGUUUGAUGUUUUAUUAGUAGGUGCCUGUAAAUUUUUGGUAGCUUAAUCUACUAAUCUUGAACCAGUAAAAAUUUAAAUGAUACUA